Messenger RNA from Sphaerodactylus townsendi, 3727 nucleotides. It is a transcript of the gene LRP11, whose product is annotated as LDL receptor related protein 11. The record is from RefSeq and is a predicted model, not a curated record. Bases 222 to 1670 code for a protein of 482 amino acids. The transcript is spliced from 7 exons. Gene Ontology annotation, molecular function: protein binding. NCBI's taxonomy places the organism in Eukaryota, Metazoa, Chordata, Lepidosauria, Squamata, Sphaerodactylidae.
AAGGGCGUGGGCGUGGUCGGGACUUUGGCGCUGUCCAAGGCCCGGUGGUGCUGAAGUCCGCUUGGCCCUGCGGGCUUCUGCUGGCGCGGGAGGAGCCAUGGCGCGCCCACCACCGCCUCCCUUGGCACGGCGCUUGUAGCGACGACGGUGCCUCCCGCCUGCCGUCCUCCACGCCGCCGCCCUCUCCUCGCUCCCUCCUCUGCCUGCCUGGGCCCGGCGCCAUGACUGAGCAGGGGCCCGCCGGGCUCCCCGUGCGGCUCCUUCUGCGGCUGCUGGUGCUGCUGGUGCUGCUGCCGCCGCCGGGAUCGCCGUUGGCCGGGAGAAGGGCUCCGGCGGGCUCGGGCGUGGAGUCGCUGCUGGAGGAGUUCCGCCGCCAGCUGCAACAGGAGCAGGAGCCUCUGGCAGGCAGACGCGGCAUCGAGCGGGCGGAGGCGGCAGGACGCUGCCGGGGCUCAGGCGACCUUGCGGGCAGCGGCGGGAGCUUCUUCGCGACCAGGCCUGACUCCAUCAUCCGCACCAAGGACUCCAUUGCGGCCGGCGCGACCUUUCUGGGCUCGCCGGGCUCCGUAGCGGGCCUGCGGCAAUGCCUGGACGCCUGCUGCGCCGAGCCUCGGUGCACCCUGGCCGUCCUGCAGCAGCAGCAGUCGCCCUCGCCCUCACCCGCGCCCCGCUGCUACUUCUUCAACUGCACGUACCGCGGCCGCUCCGUCUGCCUCUUCUCCCCGCAACGCGGCUACCACAGCUACUCUCUAGAGCUCGGCAGCAACCCGCCAGGCCCCGAAAAUGAUGAACCUCCUGUCAGCAGAGCAGGGAAAGACAUUAUGCUUCAGUUGCCUGUUGACUGGGUGAUUCUGGAUGGCAGAGAAAGUUUUGAUGACCACGGAAUCAUACAGUAUGAAUGGAGUCUGCUGCAAGGUAGCCCUUCAGUUGCUAUGAAGGAACCUCAACCAGGAACUGUGAAGCUCUUUCAUUUGCAAGAAGGUACUUACAUUUUGCAGCUGACUGUGACUGACACUGCGGGCCAGAGGAGCUCUGAUAAUGUCUCGGUGACAGUGAUUCCAAUGGUGCCCUCUGCAUUUGGUUGCAUGGGAGUUUGUUCACACUAUCAGUUCUCUUGUGAUGAUGGCUGCUGCAUCGAUAUCACAUUCGCCUGCAAUGGAGAGGAGCAGUGUCUUGAUGGGUCUGAUGAAGCUUUUUGUCAGAAAUUAAAUUCUGGACAAAAAUCGAUAACUCAUGUAGCCAUGACAUCUAGCCAGCAACAUGCCAUGGGACUAAUUAAAGAUUCUGACAAGGAACUCUCAUUAGAAACCACCCAUAAAAAUCCUGUAAGCCAUCUCAUACCUGAUGAAGACCAGACCAAGCAAUCACCCUCUCAGGGAACAAAGGGAACACAACCUGAUGGGGUUUUUCCAGUUUCUAGAACCUCAGGGAAAGAUGCAGAUGAUAAGAAUGAAAGUGACAUUGAGGUAUUAAAGGGCACUGAAACUGAAAAGAGCCACCCAGAUCCAGAAACAGGUGCUGUUCUACCACUGGUUUUAGGGUUGGCCAUCACUGCUUUGCUGCUGCUCAUGGUAGCUUGCCGAUUGCACUUAGUAAGACAGAAGCUGAAGAAAGCUCGGCCCAUUAUAUCUGAAGAAUCAGAUUACCUCAUAAAUGGGAUGUAUCUCUAAAGCAGGAUUCAGGUUGUUUCCUUUCCUUCCUCAAGCUUUCCCAAAAAGUGUGCCUCUUGCAUUAAAGGAAAAAACCCUCAUGUUUAAAAGCUACCACCUCCAGACCAGUUAUUGUAAGACUGACAGAAGAAUAGAUGUAUACAAUACGGCUUCCUUCACCACAGCUAUAAGAGCUUCUUAUGCUUGAUGAACGAGGCUAAUCUAUCAUGCUAUGCUCUGUAUUGGCUGCAAUCUGAGAGAAACCCCUUACUGCCAUAUUUCAGGUGUGCAGAGAGGCCCUGAUGGAGCGGGCUUUGUGAUGAGUAAAAUGUCUUUAGGACUUGGAAAUGUGUUGCUCAGACUGCCCUGUGAUAUGAGCUAGCAAUGUUGCAGCACCAUUCUGGUUAGUGUUUAUCAAUGAAUGGCUAAACCAUUAUUAUGUUGACCUGAGUUCUUGCACGAUGCCAGUGUGAUGCCACAAGUCAGGUCACUAUUUUGCAGUGGUCACAUCAGAUCUUAAAUAUACCUUUUUCUGGAAUAUUCACUUACAGGGUCAAUUAUAUGAGAAAUGACAAAUUUAGCACUAAGGAUAUAUCUGAUGUUAAUCAGUACUGUGUAGUAAAAAAAAUCACCACCAUUUCUGAAUCGAAAUAGGUUCAAUUAUAAACUUGUUUUGUAGAAAUGCGUUGCAAUUGAGUGAGAAAGCAGAUUUCGACUUGGAGCUCCCUUGUCACCUUGCCUUACACUGAACAUCCAAAGAUGACCCAGAAUUAUAGUGAUUUAGGAAUGAAACACAAAUGUGUAGCUACACAGUACUGUGUACUGCUACACAGUAAAGCUGAGUAGAUUUUGCUACUGGACAAUCUGAGGAAAACCCCUAUGCUGUUCAAUCUCAGUAUAAGGCAGUGGAGAAGUUCAUUGCUACUAUUUUCCAUCUUAGGCUCAUGCACAUAUCAGGGCUUCAUGCCCCAUAGUUUUAAAAAAAACCUGUCUCACUUUAACAAAAGGUGACCAUUCUCUAGAGAGUGUGUUAUACCCAAUGAACUACUUCGGACUUACCCUAGUACUUGUGCUGGUUGUGCCUCCAUCUAAGGCUAGGGUUGUCAACUUUCUGGAGAAAAAAAAUCCUGUUCCUUUAACAGAAGCUUAAAUGACAUGUUAUAUACAAGGCAAUGUUAUUUACCCCCGUGCCAUAAAACGCUUCAGCUGGCCAUUUCCACAGAUUCAGCCUCUGUUCAAAGCGCAGGAGAUUGUCCUCCAGACUUCUUGUCAACCUUGUCUCAGGCCCCAGGCCUGUUAUUUUUCUCCCCCCCCCCCCACCCGCCCUCCACGUUUCAUAAUACAGCUGCAACAGAUGCUAGAGGUUGGCCAAGGCAGCAAAGGGACCGGAUCACCCUUUCUUGUAAAUGUCCAUAAAAGUUCCUAGUUUGGAGUAUUUUUCUGGUUUACCAAUCUAUACAAGUUAUUUGUGCCACAGCAGAAGCCUGAAAAAGAAAAAAAAAUGAAUGCCUCAGUAAUUUUUAAGUUUCCUUGCCUACAUACCUGGAGACAAUUCUUACUCGGCACAGGCAAUUGACUACAAAACUGGAUCAACCCUAUUAAAGUGUCAGUCGUAAUCAAGGUGCAAGACUGAUUUGGACAACUUGCUCCCAUUACUUCUAACUGCUGCUUCUGCCCACGGGGUUACCAUUGAGCAUUGAUACAACACUGCCUAUUUCAAUAAGUUUGAACAGUUCUUUCUAACUUGACUUUCACUUGAUCUUGCAAACUGCCUGAGCUUCAGUAGCAAUGCCAAUUAAAAUCUCAUCAAAUCAGCUAAAGAAUUCAAUGUACAACUGAACCGUAAGACUUGUUAUACUGUAAAGUUGCGUACUGUAUGUCUUAGUUAUAGUAUGUGAAAUCUCCUCUUUAUCCAACUGUGCAUACUACAAUCAGAGUACCUACUACCAAUCAAUGCAGCAAAGGCAUGCAAUUUUUGAUAUGUCUUAUUAGAAUCCUACCAUAGAAAAUGCAAAUUACUAAUGUCACAGUCUGGUUAUGUAAAAUAAGAAAUAAUAAACCUAUUUUAUUCUUCGUAA